UUUCUUAUCAAGGUCACUCGUGUUGUUCAGGGAAUUCCAAGUAUAACCUCCCGUAUUUCCCACAUUUGACCAUUUGAGGUUCAUUGCGUGUCUUCCUGUAGCCCAAAAUGAACGGGUACAGAUUUUCAGGUGAUAUGAUUCACCUUUUUGCCCUAGUGCUACUUUUGUUCAAGUUAUGGAUUUACAAAUCGGCGGCAGGGAUCUCGGGCAAAAUGCAGAUACUUCUGGCGUUGGUGUUUACCGCAAGGUACUUAGAUUUGUUCACUAAUUUCGUUUCAGCGUACAAUACCGAGAUGAAAAUCCUGUACAUAUGUUUAGUGUACAGUACGGUACUUUUAAUAUACACGAGGUUCAGAAAAACGUACGAAAGCCAUUUGGAUACGUUGCAGAUCGGAUUUGUAAUAUUUGCAACCCUGUGUCUCGCACUGGUCUACAACUACGACUUUACAGUAGUUGAAGUGUUUUGGGCUUUCAGUCAAUAUCUGGAAGCUGUAGCCGCCUGGCCACAAUUUUUCAUGAUCAAGAAAACAAAACAAGUCAAAACUGCAGUGUUUGUGUAUCUGACAGCUCUAGGUUUGUAUCGACUGAUGUACAUUGCAAACUGGGGCUACAGAUAUUACUUGACUGAUCGCUAUGAGCUGCUAUCAGUUGUUCCUGGGGGCAUACAAGUACUACAAUUUUUAGUCUUUUGGGUCUUGUGUCUAACAAAGGUUGUGACAAUUACAAGCGAUAAAAUGUCAUGGUUUGCCAAAAAUUUAACCCAGAGUGACACAAAUGGUAUAUUCGUUAUUCAAGUGCCUGGGGGAUUUGAUCCCAAAGAUGCCAAGUUGGCACUAAUUGAUCAUUGUGAAGAUGCAGAUCAAGAAGCAGUUGCCACCCUGACGCAAAAACAAGAAAUGCCAACCGUACAUAAUACAUAAUUUUUGACAUUUUUGUGUUUAAAUUUUUACUAAAUGUUUGUCUAA
Molecule: messenger RNA, 965 nt
Organism: Zophobas morio
Lineage: Eukaryota; Metazoa; Arthropoda; Insecta; Coleoptera; Tenebrionidae
Product: ER lumen protein-retaining receptor 1-B-like
Exons: 5
Coding region: 108-920 (270 amino acids)
Biological process (GO): endoplasmic reticulum to Golgi vesicle-mediated transport; protein retention in ER lumen
Cellular component (GO): endoplasmic reticulum; membrane; cis-Golgi network
Molecular function (GO): ER lumen protein retrieval receptor activity
Source: RefSeq, a predicted model, not a curated record